CCCAACCCUAUGAGAGAUACCGUAGAAUCCACCGCACCACUCCUCUCAAACCACACAGAAUUAUCCUCUCAGAGAGAGACACCAACCGCAAGGCUACUAAAUUGUAAUCAAAUAGCCAAUAAAACUAUACCGCCUAUCACCGUAGAUAUAGACAUGUCACCAAAUAAUCCCGGAAAAAAGUCAAAAUCCCCCGAAAGUCGGCCCUGUCCAUAAGUCCAUUGGUAAAAAAAGGAGAAUAUGCUCCCAAAUCAUGCCAACAACAAAAAUGGCAGUAUAAAUAAGCCCACAUCUCCCACGGUCAAUAGUAUUGGCACCCACAACGUGCGAAAUAUCACCAUGGCCCACACUGAUAACCAACGCCACAACAAUGCCUCCCUCAAUAGUACAAGUGGCAAUAGUCAGAACUCGACCACCAACAACUCAGGGUAUCCACAGUAUGGCACACAAAUAAACUUUGAUCGGAUAUAUGGUACAAGUCUGCUGGGAACUAACCCACAAAGCAGUACACACGAAACCCAUACAAGGACACAACUAGUACCUAACAAUAGGUGGAAAAAUAAACCAUGGUCUCCACGAGGUCCUAAUCAUUUUUUAUCCCCUGCGUCCCUGUCAGCGUUGAAAAAACAGCUGGUAGGGAUGUCAACACUCCUAAACCGGUAGUGGUGACUCCCCCUUUGCAUGAAUAUAGGAACAGUCUAGUUCACCCUCAUCCAUUAAGCACACUUGAUACAUGCACAAGUUUAGGUCAAAUAAAGAUCCCUACCCAUGUUUCUGGCUUAACUAAAAAUAAAAAUGCCUUAGCCUAUAGCAAAUCCAGUGCUCCAAUGCUUAAUUCUUCACCGAAAACAGCACAC
Trichobilharzia szidati is the source of this 854-nucleotide messenger RNA. Lineage: Eukaryota; Metazoa; Platyhelminthes; Trematoda; Strigeidida; Schistosomatidae. The record is from the annotation of a GenBank genome assembly.